AUGGCUGAGCCACAACCCAACAACGUGACCGAGGGUGCCGACCCACCAGAUGUCGUCCCCGCGUCCGAAGAAGACCGAAAAGCGGCCCAAGCCAUGUCUUCACUCGAUGCGACAGGCGCCGACGAAGCUCCCAAGAAAGAGGUGGAUCAAGAGGCGCUUUCAAAAGCCCUCAAAGACUUUGAACUCAGCCAAGCUCCCAAGAAAACUACUUCGGGAAAUGCGGUGAAGAAAGAAGCGGCGCCGAAGAAAAUCAUCAAGCUUGAUCCCGCAGAGGUGGCAUCGCUGGCGGAACAGCUGGACCUCAGCAAGGCCAGGGCAACGGAACUGCUGCGUGCACACGAGGGCGACACACUGAAGGCCAUGGUCCAAUGGGUCUCAAGUGCUGUAUAG
Messenger RNA from Ramularia collo-cygni, 390 nucleotides. RefSeq lists its product as uncharacterized. The transcript has 2 exons. Gene Ontology annotation, biological process: protein stabilization; negative regulation of apoptotic process. NCBI's taxonomy places the organism in Eukaryota, Fungi, Ascomycota, Dothideomycetes, Mycosphaerellales, Mycosphaerellaceae. The record is from RefSeq and is a predicted model, not a curated record. Bases 1 to 390 code for a protein of 129 amino acids.